UAGAAAUUGCUUUAAAAUGAGUAAAAGCCAGACUAGUACCAGGCUGUAAUUCAUCCUCUGCUGUGCCUUUGUUCUCGAGUGGGCGGGGCUGUUCAGCAUCCCUGAUCGGUCAUUCGCUGCUGUUGAAUGAGUGACAGUUCCAUAAGGUGGUUGUUUACAACAUAGAGCAGCUCCUCACAGUAAGGUUGAGCAGUUCAAGCAGUGAAUAGAAGCCAGUGAUCAGCACUAUCACCAGGGACCCCCAGUCAUGAUGGGUAAUCAGAAGGUCUUGAUCAUUUGGGUGUGGAUGUUACUGUGGGUGUCGUUGUAUCCUUGGGUCCACUGCAGGCGUGGAGGAGGUUUUGGUGGCAGGGGCAAGGGAGUGGGUCUGCCAGUCAAAGCGCCUCCUUCCCAGAGCAAAGGCAGGCAGGGCCUGAAGCUGGCAGGUGCUGCAGCCGCAGGGGCUCUCGGUGGAGCGGCCAUCGGCUAUGGGCUGGGCUCUCUGGGCAGACCGAGAUAUGGCUACGAUGGCUCCUCAGAGGCGGACAGGCGCUAUUACCCGGAUGGACCAGGAUACUACAACCGCUCGGACUGGCGGUAUUACAGGAACGCAGGCAGCACAGAGCACGUGACCAGCGUCCUCAUAAUACUCGGAACAGUCGCACACAUCUUUAUGUGGGGAUGAGUUACGGGGUUUGAGGCAUUUCUUGUCACAGAGAGACAAGAUGCAGAAAGGGUUCAUUUUAAACAGAGGAUACAAUCAUUUUCAUUGAUAGAGUGUUUGAUAAAGAGGAAACUAACUUACACCAGCAAUAUACUUCGAGAAAUAUGAAAUUUGAGAAAGUUAUGACAUUAGACCACACUCACACACACACACACACACACACACACUACAAAAGUAAAACUUAAAAGUAAUCAUAUUCAGCUUUGGCAUCAGGAAUAAUUUUUUUAAUAUACAUUUUAAAUGUAAUAAUAUUUUAAAAUAUCUAAAAAAAAAAAAUCUUAAUCCAAAUUUUUGACAAGUAGACAAUGUCUAUAUAAUAAUGAUGUAUGUAAAUUUAGCAAUUUACCCAUAUAUUAUGCCAGGCUCAAGGUAAGGUCAAUUGAUAGAUUGAUUUGAUUAUCAAUUUUACUAUUAAACAUAUAUUCAAAUGUUUUAGCCAAAUGUAAUGAAUGUUAAAUUAUAUUUAAUUUAUGCUGUGUUGCUAAUGCCUGACAGUUCUGCAAUUAUAUGUCACUUUGGAUUUUAAUUUAGGAUUUUAUUAAUUUUGGUCAAGCAGUCAAAUAUUAUUUAAUACAACUGAAACAACUUUAAUUUAAGGGCUAGUAUUUGCAUUCUCUGAAAAUAUUUGAUGCAAACUCUGUGACCUGAAAUGUCAUGGGAUGGACAAAAUAAAAAAAACAGAAGAGCUUUUGCUGUUCCUUUCAUGCCGGUGAUAUCAUUUAAUACUCUUCUGUUGGUUUCAGGGUUUGAUGUGUAUUUUGGCAGGCAUUUUAAACCCUGUCACUGUUUGCUUCUUGUACUGUUUUCAGAGUGUAAAUGAAUAAAUAUUUGACUCUGCUUA
Molecule: messenger RNA, 1544 nt
Organism: Sinocyclocheilus anshuiensis
Lineage: Eukaryota; Metazoa; Chordata; Actinopteri; Cypriniformes; Cyprinidae
Gene: sprn2
Product: shadow of prion protein 2
Exons: 2
Coding region: 248-664 (138 amino acids)
Biological process (GO): protein homooligomerization
Cellular component (GO): membrane
Source: RefSeq, a predicted model, not a curated record